This is a messenger RNA of Achroia grisella, 960 nucleotides long. RefSeq names its product macrophage mannose receptor 1-like. The coding region runs from base 1 to 960 and encodes 319 amino acids. The transcript has 6 exons. The record is from RefSeq and is a predicted model, not a curated record. Lineage: Eukaryota; Metazoa; Arthropoda; Insecta; Lepidoptera; Pyralidae.
AUGGUCAAUCUCGUGCAAGCUCUAGGUAUUGUGGCAUUACUUUAUCAUACAUCAGUCGCUGGACGCAAAAUAUUCCGGUUCGACUACACCUAUAGUAGUGACAUUGACGGCUGGUGGAAGUUACACAAUAUUCCUAUAACAUGGGACUUGGCACGACAACAAUGCCUUGCUGAAGGUGCUGUUCUGCUUUCACCACUUAAUGAGCACUACGUAAUGGCAAUGGAAAUGAUCAUGGCUACUAGUAAUGGUAGUAUACAACGUGGGAUAUACAGUGGGGUCCACGCGACAUAUUCUAAAGGCGUUUACACGUCUAUAGAAGGAGUGCCACUCUCCAAAAUACCCGUGUCCUGGGCACCCGGCGAGCCUGAUAACUACAACAACAAUGAGAGCUGUUUACUAUUUUACUCCAAUGGGACGAUGGCUGAUAUCAAUUGCAAUGAAGUCCGUCCGUACAUAUGUUACAAGAAAAAAAACAAAUCUGUUGUGCGUUCUGAUUGCGGGACAACAGAUAGCCAAUACCAUUUGGAGUCCAGGACGGGCAGUUGCUACAAAUUUCACUACAUGGGCCAGACGUGGCACCAAGCGUACAUGACGUGUGCUGCUGAAGGUGGACACCUGGCCAUCAUCAACAGCGCUACCGAGGCUCAAAUACUCAAAGAGCUAUUUGCUAAGUAUCCUGCAAACAAAGUAAUCGCCAAAUACACGGAACCAGUUUCUGUCGGAUUUUACGAUUGGAAUAAAGACUAUACUUGGGUUACUAUUCAUGGUGAAACAUUAAGUGAAGCUGGUUAUAGUAACUGGCCGGUUGGCCAACCAGAUAAUGCCAAAAUUGGAAACUUGGGACAACAAUGCGGUGGUAUGUUCCGAUCUGGUUUAUUGGACGAUGUGUGGUGUGACAUCAUCACUUUCCCAUUUAUUUGCGAGAAAAAACCAGACAGCUUGCUUUACGAGAAUUCUUAA